GACAUGCCAGAGAAUGUUUCGUUCAUCAGGAACCGCACGGAGCUGGGGCAGGGGGGCGGCCGGGUGCUGGGGCCGGGAGGAGCGCGUCCCGCCUGGGCUAUCACGGUGCUGGCCAGCGUGUUAAUCUUCACCACCGUGGUUGACGUCCUGGGCAACUUGCUGGUCAUCAUAUCUGUGCUUAGGAACCGAAAACUGAGGAAUGCGGGGAAUGUCUUUGUGGUGAGCCUGGCCUUUGCUGACUUGGUGGUGGCCUUCUAUCCUUACCCGUUGGUGCUGUAUGCCAUCUUCCAUGAUGGCUGGUCACUGGGUGACAUCCAGUGCAAGGUGAGUGGCUUCCUGAUGGGCCUGAGUGUAAUUGGCUCCAUCUUCAACAUCACAGGUAUCGCCAUCAACCGCUACUGUUACAUCUGCCACAGCUUCUCCUAUGACAAGCUCUACAGCUACCGCAACACACUGCUGCUGGUCGCACUUAUAUGGGCCCUAACUGUAGUGGCCAUAAUUCCCAACUUCUUUGUUGGCUCACUCCAGUAUGACCCUCGCAUCUACUCGUGCACGUUUGCUCAGGCGGUGAGCACGUCCUAUACCAUCACAGUGGUGGUCAUCCACUUCUUUGUGCCCAUUGCCGUGGUCACUUUCUGCUACCUUCGCAUCUGGAUCCUGGUGAUCCAAGUGAGGCGCAAGGUCAAGUCAGAGGUGCGUCCACGCAUCAAGCCUAGUGACCUGAGGAACUUCAUUACAAUGUUCGUGGUGUUUGUGCUCUUUGCCAUCUGCUGGGCACCGCUCAAUUUCAUUGGGCUGGCAGUGGCCAUCAAUCCCAAGACAGUGGCGCCGCGUAUCCCUGAGUGGCUCUUUGUAGUCAGCUACUUCAUGGCUUACUUCAACAGUUGCCUUAAUGCCAUCAUUUACGGCCUGCUGAACCAGAAUUUUCGCAAGGAGUACAAGCGGAUUGUCAUGUCCAUGUGGAUGCCCCGCCUCUUCUUCCAGGAGACCUCACGGGGCGGCACUGAGGGUAUGAAGAGUAAGCCUUCACCAGGAUUGAACAACAAUGACCAAGUGAAAGGAGAAACUUUGUAA
This is a messenger RNA of Lampris incognitus (smalleye Pacific opah), 1074 nucleotides long. RefSeq names its product melatonin receptor type 1Ba (gene mtnr1ba). Gene Ontology annotation, biological process: G protein-coupled receptor signaling pathway. Lineage: Eukaryota; Metazoa; Chordata; Actinopteri; Lampriformes; Lampridae. Bases 4 to 1074 code for a protein of 356 amino acids. The record is from RefSeq and is a predicted model, not a curated record. Gene Ontology annotation, molecular function: melatonin receptor activity. The transcript has 3 exons. Gene Ontology annotation, cellular component: membrane.